Molecule: messenger RNA, 423 nt
Organism: Moneuplotes crassus
Lineage: Eukaryota; Ciliophora; Spirotrichea; Euplotida; Euplotidae
Source: the annotation of a GenBank genome assembly
AUGACAGGGAAAGCCUUCUUUGAAUAUUUCAGGGAGAAUUCAGAAGAGCGAAAGGAGUUUAAAGCUCCUGACAAGAAGAUUAGCGAUCCUAAGACAGCAGAACACCUCCAGAAUAACUUAUCAUACAUGAGAGUCCAGUUUUUUAAAUAAAAUUGACUACGAAGAUGAUCAUUUUAGCCUAGAAGACUUAGUUAUAGGGACAAAAGCUUAUUGUAUGCAGAGUAGAAAAGACAUGGCCAAAGAAUUCUCCCUUACUUCAAGAAAACAGAUAUGAAUUUCUUUUGGCAUAGGGUCAUUUAUAUUUACAAGGAGGAUCAACUUCUCAAUUGGAAUAUUUACAAUCACAGCGUACACAGUGUGUCCUGAGAUAUUAGAAGCCAUUUACAAAUUCAGAUAGACAUAAAAAAUGAGGAAGUCAUAUAC